AUGUUCAAGAAGAAGCCCACGAUCAAAAACCUUUCUCCUCUGCGAUCUUCCGACCGUCGGAAAAUUGCCGACCAGAUCAUCAGCGAUUACAAGAUCGAGGUUCCCUCCAAUACGUCGACUGAAGACGCGAGCGCAUCGAACCCCGCCGCGCCCAAUCUCACCACCAUCCGAAAUGCGCUUCUACCCGAUAAUUCGUUGUCAGCGCGCUUCACGACGACAGCGGGGCCUCAGCUGAAAGCGGUGCAAGGCACCGUGUACGUCGGCUCACAUGGGGGCAGCGAGGAACGAAUUCUGUGGUUCAGGCUGGACCACGGCCCCGGUGCCGACGGACGCCUGUACCCCACCGUCUAUACCCUGUGGAAUAACCCCAACAUCGUUCCACUGGUGCAUACUCCGGACUUCGUGAUGCAGAAGCUGCGGGGGGGUGCGGACUUGAUGACGCCGGGUCUGGCGAAUGAACCGCCAUUCCCUGAGCGUGCAGUCAAGGGAGCGGUGGUUGCGGUGGCGGGUCUGGACCGACAUACAGUGCCAUUGUUCGUUGGGAUCUGCGAGAUUGAUAUCUCGGCUCUUGGAGAAGUCCAGGGCACAAAGGGACAUGCGGUACGGGGCUUGCAUUGGGAAGGAGAUGAGUUGUGGGCGUGGAGUUCAUCUUCCCGGCCGGGACAACCGUCUCCGGAGUAUAUCGAGGGCUGGGACGAGGAUCUGGAGAGUGAGGAGGAGGGUGCUGAGGAGAUUCAGGAGGGUGUCGAUGAUAUGAAGUUGGCUGAGAAAGACGCCAGCGAAACUGAGGGCCAAGAAGAGCCUCUAGGUGAAACUCCUGAGGAUCAGCCCGAGGCAGAAGAAGCAGCUCCGGUGGGAAAGGAGCCUUCUAUGAAAGAGAUCGACGAGGCCUUUGAAAAGGCAUUCCUCUAUUCCCUACACAAGCUCAAGCAGGACAAUCCCUCAUCCCCAAACCACGGUCUUUCCCUUCCUGUCCAACCUUCCGCUCUCAUCUCGAAUAUGAUUACGCCGUAUCUUCCCAUAUACACGGCACAGCAGGCGCAAUUCUACCUCAUCAAAAAGACGAGCUGGAAGAACGUCAAGAAGUUCAUCAAGUAUCUGGACAAGCAGCGAUUGGUUAAGUCCAAGGACCGCAAUGGCCAAGAGACCGUUAUAUUGGAUGUGGACUUCAAUGACCGCCGCGUGGAGCAGUUUGUUCCCUACAAACUUCCCAACAAGGAUGCCCUCGAGAGCGCUGGAAAGACUGGCGCCGGUGGAAACAAGAAAACGGUGGCGAAUGAUGGAGGAGACCCUGCCGUCGGUCAGACGCUCAACGUUCAAGCGCUCUACCGGCCAACGCCCAAGCUCAUACCGACCAUCUUCGCACCGCUAUCCACCUCCGAUCCCAGGAACUUCUACAAGUACCCCGACGUCUCCAACGCACUGGACCAAUACCUUCAAGCCCAGAGCCCCCCAAUCGUCAGCAAGGAGAACCGCCGCAUUAUCAAUCUUAACCCCUUCCUCGCCAACACCAUCUUCACAUCCUCAUCCGCCGAAGACAAGAGCACCAUUGCCCGCGGCAAGACCACUCGUGACGGUCUCCUGAAGCGAAUUGUGGAAGAUAACAGCCUGAUGACCAGGCAUUAUGUGAUCCUCCGAACCGGGCAGACGCUGGCGGACGUGAAGCCCCGACCCGGGACAGCCCCCAAAGCCAACGUGAUUCUUGAGCGCCGAACGGGCUCGAAGACCGUCACCAAGGUUUCCAACCUGGAGGUGUUCGGGAUCAUCCCUGGCUUGCUGGCCGAGGAACUGCAGAAGAAGUGUGCCAGCAGCACCAGCGUGACCCAGGCGAACGGCGCGCCCAAGGGGGUCAUGGAGGUUCUCAUACAGGGUGACCAGCGACGUGCAUUGGAGACGGCACUAUUACGACGGGGAUUGAAGGCGCAAUGGAUUGACACGGUGGAUAAGACUAAGAAGAAGAAAUGA
Messenger RNA from Aspergillus melleus, 1965 nucleotides. Its product is annotated as putative RNA binding protein Ligatin/Tma64. Gene Ontology annotation, biological process: translational initiation; formation of translation preinitiation complex. NCBI's taxonomy places the organism in Eukaryota, Fungi, Ascomycota, Eurotiomycetes, Eurotiales, Aspergillaceae. The record is from RefSeq and is a predicted model, not a curated record. The transcript is spliced from 3 exons. The coding region runs from base 1 to 1965 and encodes 654 amino acids. Gene Ontology annotation, molecular function: translation initiation factor activity.